Messenger RNA from Hemiscyllium ocellatum (epaulette shark), 1362 nucleotides. It is a transcript of the gene gda, whose product is annotated as guanine deaminase. Gene Ontology annotation, molecular function: zinc ion binding; guanine deaminase activity. Lineage: Eukaryota; Metazoa; Chordata; Chondrichthyes; Orectolobiformes; Hemiscylliidae. Gene Ontology annotation, cellular component: cytosol. The coding region runs from base 1 to 1362 and encodes 453 amino acids. Gene Ontology annotation, biological process: guanine catabolic process. The transcript is spliced from 14 exons. The record is from RefSeq and is a predicted model, not a curated record.
AUGACAAGCGAAGCUCCCUGUCCACAAGGCGAAAGCCUCCAGGUUUUUAAGGGGACCUUUAUCCAUGCCACUCACACUUCCCCAAUGGAAACGCUUACCCCUCGUAUCCUGGGAGUUAACAGGACGGGAAAGAUUGUUUUCAUCGAGAACACUGAUAAAGAGGAAGAGUUAUCCCAAGCAUGGCAUUUCCAGAAAGAGAACAUCAGAGUACUUCAAGAAAGGGAGGAAUUCUUUAUUCCAGGGCUAGUUGACACACACAUCCAUGCAUCACAAUAUCCCAACAUGGGAACCUGCUUGGAUCUACCACUUCUUGAAUGGCUGGUCAGAUAUACAUUUCCUGUUGAAUCCAAAUUCAAAGACCCAAAGUUUACAGAGGAUGUCUACACUAAACUAGUGAAAAGAACUCUGAGAAAUGGCACUACCACUGCAUGUUAUUUUGCAACCAUUCACACCGAAUCAACUUUAAAGCUUUGCAGCAUCAUAGAUAAUUUGGGCCAGCGUGCUUUUGUAGGUAAAGUCUGUAUGGACCUUAAUGACUUGUUUCCUGAGUACAAGGAAAAGUUGUGCGAAGCUGUGGUUGAGACAAAAAGAUUUGUUGCUGAACUAACCGGGCGGAAGUAUCCUCUGGUAAAACCCAUUGUGACUCCUCGUUUUGUGCCUAGCUGCACUUCUGAAUUAAUGCAACAGUUGGGGGCAUAUGCAAGCUCUGAGGGUUUGCAUAUUCAGAGUCACAUAAGUGAGUGCCGUCCCGAAGUGGAGCUUGUGAAGAGUUUGUUUCCAGAAUGCAAGAAUUAUACUGAUGUUUACGACAGACACAGCCUCUUGAAUGAUAAGACAAUCAUGGCACAUGGAGUAUACCUCUCCAAUGAUGAGCUAAAAGUCUUCCAAAAAAAAGGAGCAGCCGUUUCACACUGUCCAAAUUCAAACACCUCACUUGUCAGUGGCUUAUUUGAUGUCCGAAAUGCUUUGAAUCACCAAGUGAAAAUAGGACUAGGAACUGAUGUUUCAGGUGGUUACUCUCCGUCUGUACUUAAUGCCAUGCGAGCUGCAAUUGAUGUGACCAACAUUCUGGGCUUUCAAUCUUCCAAUUAUGAAAGGCUUACACACCAGGAAAUAUUUAGGCUCGCUACUCUUGGUGGCAGUCAAGCUUUGGGCCUUGAUAACGUGACGGGUAACUUUGAGGUAGGGAAGGACUUUGAUGCAAUCCUUGUCAACACCAAUGUCCCAAAUAGUCCAUUUGAUGUAUUCACUGAUGACACACAGGAGGAUAUUUUCCAGAAGUUCUUGAACUUAGGAGAUGACCGGAACAUGGUGGAAGUAUAUGUGGCUGGCAAGAAAGUGGUGCCUUUCCCAAAUGCCUAG